Messenger RNA from Panicum hallii, 1802 nucleotides. Its product is annotated as serine/threonine-protein kinase STY13-like. NCBI's taxonomy places the organism in Eukaryota, Viridiplantae, Streptophyta, Magnoliopsida, Poales, Poaceae. Gene Ontology annotation, biological process: protein phosphorylation. Gene Ontology annotation, cellular component: plasma membrane. Bases 471 to 1577 code for a protein of 368 amino acids. The transcript is spliced from 7 exons. The record is from RefSeq and is a predicted model, not a curated record. Gene Ontology annotation, molecular function: ATP binding; protein kinase activity.
UUCUGAGUCAUGACAAUCGGUACACGACGGGCCAAACUUCUGGAACUCCUACUGCCUUCAACCUGCUGACCUGCUCCGGCGUUCGGCCUCCUCGCACCAAACCCACCUCGCCGGCGUCCACCGCCUCGCCGGCGCCGCAGCCACCUCCCGGCUCUCACCUCGGCCCCCCUCAUCCCACAGCGUCCCCUCACAACGGAGCGACGGCACCUCGAAUUUCCUGCUUCUUUUCCAGUCCUCGCCGUCCUCCUGCUCUGCCCCCCUCCCUGGUACUGGAGCUGAAGCUGCAGAUCCACGGGGACCUGGCGACCGGUUCCUCCUUCCGCUGAAUUUGCGACCUUAGCCUCUGCCCCCGGCGGCGGGGAGGUCCUGUGGAGAGCUCUGGUGCUCCAUCCAACACAGCGGAGGCUGCAAGUCUCCCAUAACGGAGGAAAGUUGAGUUCUUGGAAGUCGGGGGCCGGUCCCGGGCCGCGAUGGCGUCGAGCGGCGGCGCGUCGGCGGCUGCGAAGAACGAGGCCUACGUGCGGGCCGACAAGAUCGACCUGGAGAGCCUGGACCUCCAGCUGGAGAAGCAGCUGGCCAAGACCUGGGAGAAGCACAAGGGCAAGUCCAUCCAGGGGCCCCGGGAGGACUGGGAGAUCGACCUCGCCAAGCUCGAGAUUCGGUACGUCAUCGCGCAGGGCACCUACGGCACGGUGUAUCGCGGCACGUACGAUGGGCAGGAUGUCGCAGUAAAACUGUUGGAUUGGGGUGAAGAUGGCUUUGCAACGGAAGCUGAAACUGCUAAACUGCGAGCAUCAUUUAAACAGGAGGUUGCUGUCUGGCAUGAGCUCAACCAUCCAAAUGUCACAAAGUUCAUUGGUGCAUCAAUGGGUACUACAGACCUUAAGAUUCCAGCCAAUAGUUCUAGCAGUGGUGUGCGCACUGAGCUGCCGCCAAGAGCAUGUUGUGUUGUGGUAGAAUAUCUUGCUGGUGGAACACUAAAACAAUAUCUAAUAAAGAACAGGCGAAGGAAGCUUGCAUAUAAGGUUGUGGUUCAGAUAGCAUUGGAUCUGGCCAGAGGAUUGAGCUAUCUGCACUCAAGAAAGAUUGUUCAUCGGGAUGUUAAAACUGAAAAUAUGCUACUUGAUAUGCAACGGAACCUUAAAAUUGCUGAUUUUGGUGUUGCUCGUGUUGAGGCUCAGAAUCCAAAGGAUAUGACAGGUGCAACCGGCACACUUGGCUACAUGGCCCCAGAGGUCCUUGAAGGCAAGCCAUACGAUAGGAAAUGUGAUGUCUACAGUUUUGGCAUAUGCUUAUGGGAAAUAUACUGCUGUGACAUGCCAUAUCCAGACCUCAGUUUUGCAGACGUCUCAUCUGCUGUUGUCCAUCAGAAUCUGCGCCCGGACAUCCCCCGCUGCUGCCCAAGCGCGAUGGCGAACAUCAUGCGCAAGUGCUGGGACGCGAACCCGGAUAAGCGGCCGGACAUGGACGAGGUGGUGCGGCUCCUGGAGGCCCUCGACACGAGCAAGGGCGGUGGCAUGAUACCGGAAGGCCAGGCGGGCGGGUGCUUGUGCUUCUUCAGAGCCCGCGGUCCUUAGAAACAAACUCCUGCAGCCUUCCUCCCCUCCUGGCCUCCUUGUCGAUACUAUACAAUGUUGGAGCCAAAUGUGGGCGUCUGUUAAUUUUGUCAUUUGAUACCAAAUGGCCCCUUGGCUGUGCUGAUUGGAGAUAGCUUGACAAUCUUUGUUAUGGUUGACGCUCGUUUAAUAGUGAUGUGAAUACCAGUGAGAAGUCCAUAAUACAGAGAGUUUUUGGACUAAUUC